AUGGCCGACGCUGCGGGCGGCUGGGAUGCGCUGAUCGAAGGGACAGAGAGCGGUGCGUUGGCUGCCUUGCUGACAACAGAGCCACCACACCCCGGCGAAUCGCCAUUACAGCGCCCGUGGCGCCUGGACGAAACGGACGUGAGCGAAUUUGGCGGCUUUGCGCUGGACGAUGAUGUCGACAUUGUCGCGUGCGAGCACUGCUCGAAACCAGUGCUGCGCGAAGCGUAUACGUUCCAUAUCCAAAAUUGUGAGAUGGCGCGCGCUAUUGCAAACGGAAGUCUGUCGCCGAGCAUUCUGCGCAGUACCAAGCUAGGCACAGAAUCGCUCAGCGCCGCGCCCAGCGCCAAAGACAAGGUGCCCAAGACAGAGGAGACGCCAGAGAUGGACAUGCGCCGACGCAAAGGCUUUGGCGGAAAAAAGAACCGCGGCCCGAUCAAUUUGGACCGGCAGUGCGGCGUGAUUAACAACAAGGGCCUUCCGUGCUCGCGCUCGCUCACCUGCAAAUCACACAGCAUGGGCGCAAAGCGCAAUGUCCCGGGCCGGUCUCAGCCAUACGACACGCUUCUAUUUGAGUGGCAGAAGGCGACGAACCCGGCCUUUGUCGCGCGACUCGAAGAAAAAGAGCGCGCAAUCGCAGCAGCCAGAGCCGCGAGCCAGUCCAAGGAUAAGAAACGCAAAGUGUCUGCUAACGAUCGCGGCGGACGUGCCGAAGGAGCAGAAGGCAGCGUAGAGCACCGCAGCGCGCUGGUCGAAUCGAUGACAAACAUGUACCAUACGAAUGCGACGUACCAGGAAGUGGACGCGGAUCUCUUCUCCACACUGCAAACAAUCUACCUCUCCGCCACGCGCGAUCGUACCACGAUCCUGCCGCUGGCCACGCGCAGAUUUGCAGGGCAGUACACAGAGCGUGCAAAACGGUUCCGAGUCUUGCGCCAGUUUCUUGCGCAAGGCCUGGCGGGCACGGCGCACGUCCGUGCGAGGAUGGAAAACAAGACCUAG
Molecule: messenger RNA, 999 nt
Organism: Malassezia vespertilionis
Lineage: Eukaryota; Fungi; Basidiomycota; Malasseziomycetes; Malasseziales; Malasseziaceae
Gene: sgf73
Product: SAGA complex subunit Sgf73
Exons: 1
Coding region: 1-999 (332 amino acids)
Biological process (GO): regulation of transcription by RNA polymerase II; RITS complex assembly; regulatory ncRNA-mediated heterochromatin formation
Cellular component (GO): SAGA complex
Source: RefSeq, a predicted model, not a curated record